AUGCAGCACCUGUGUGCAUACAUGCUGAUCUUUGUGAUGGCUCUGGCUGCCUUCUCCGAAGCUUCUAGAAAGCCCUCCUCCCUGAUGCAGGACCACCCCUCGGGUUCAGUGGCAAGCCAGGGCCUGGAGCUGCACUGGCCAGACCAGUUGGGCCCAGCCUCUCGUCACCAAAGGCAGCUGGGGGCCCAGGGCCCCCCACACCUUGUGGCAGACCUGGCCAAGAAGCAGGGGCCGUGGAUGCAGGAAGAAGAAGAAGCAUACGGAUGGAUGGACUUUGGCCGCCGCAGUGUGGAGGAAGGGGAUGAACAUCCCUAG
This is a messenger RNA of Chrysochloris asiatica (Cape golden mole), 315 nucleotides long. RefSeq names its product gastrin (gene GAST). Bases 1 to 315 code for a protein of 104 amino acids. NCBI's taxonomy places the organism in Eukaryota, Metazoa, Chordata, Mammalia, Afrosoricida, Chrysochloridae. The record is from RefSeq and is a predicted model, not a curated record. The transcript has 2 exons. Gene Ontology annotation, molecular function: hormone activity. Gene Ontology annotation, cellular component: extracellular region.